Messenger RNA from Arctia plantaginis, 480 nucleotides. The record is from the annotation of a GenBank genome assembly. Lineage: Eukaryota; Metazoa; Arthropoda; Insecta; Lepidoptera; Erebidae.
AUGGAUGAGGAGGCUGGAGGUUUAACCCAAGAUGAUUUUAUUUUACCCCCAGUGAAAUAUGAAUAUUUGGAUCACACGGCCGAUGUACAGUUGCACGCAUGGGGAAACACACUCAAGGAAGCGUUCGAACAAUGCGGCAUGGCGAUGUUUGGUUACAUGACAGAGUUGAAUUAUGUACAAAUCAAAGAAGUCCACACUAUUGAAGCAAACGCCGACGAUAUGAUGGGCCUCCUUUAUCACUUUCUCGAUGAACUGUUGUUCCUUUUUUCUGUUGAACCUUUUCUAAUAUGUAAGAAGUUAGCUAUCACAGAAUUUAACACGGAAGAGUUCAGAAUAGUUUGUAAGUGUUACGGUGAAGAAUUUGAAAUAGGUAAACACCCUCAAGGUAGUGAAGUGAAAGCUAUCACAUAUUCAGCUAUGCAGAUAGUCGAAGAACCAAAAGAUAAUAAGUACGAAGUAUUUGUUAUAAUUGAUAUAUAA